This is a messenger RNA of Penicillium arizonense, 633 nucleotides long. RefSeq lists its product as uncharacterized. NCBI's taxonomy places the organism in Eukaryota, Fungi, Ascomycota, Eurotiomycetes, Eurotiales, Aspergillaceae. The record is from RefSeq and is a predicted model, not a curated record. The transcript has 2 exons. Bases 1 to 633 code for a protein of 210 amino acids.
AUGGAGGCCAGCCGCCCUCCCUCUGUCGAGUCCUCGCGCGCGAACUCCGUCCUCCUCAGAAUCAUUCACUGGGACAAGCUCUUUGAAUGCGACAGCCCUCCGCGGUUAGGAAUUGACGUCAGGAAGCGCAUCCCCUAUGCCACCAUGUCUGCCUUUAUGUCCGGUUCCAUGCUAGGUUACUAUCACGGCAGCAAAAAGGCCGGCUUCGUGUUUCGGGCGGAAAAUGCGCAUCGCUUCCCCACAACCUCGCCAGGGUGGUUCCAGUACCAUAAAUCGAAAAACUACAUUAGUGUGGUGGGAGGUGUCAAGGAUGGCGCGAAGAUGGGAUUGAAGCUUGGUGCUGGUGCACUCACAUUCUGUUUGUUCGAGGAGACGGUGGAUUAUGCCCGACAUGAAGAGAGAGACUUUUUGUCGACGGUCACCGCUGGCUUGUCAUUCUCAGGCAUCUACAGCUUGCUGGCUCGUCACGAUGUCUACACCGCCGCCCGUACUGCAAAGCUUGGAUUGAAACUGAGUCUGACCUAUGGACUUUUGCAAGAUGCCCUUGAGGCGCUCAAGGGAAACCGCCCUGCCUAUAUUGACUUCAUGAUGGGCAAUCGUCGGUCCAAAAUUGAGAAGGAAGGAUCGAUCUGA